AUGGCGCAAGGAGGUCGCCAUUCCCGACAAGCUACAAUGCAAAAUCUUAGUGAAGAAGAAAUGAAAAAACGUUUUGAAUUUUUAAAAGAACAAAGAGAUAAACUGGUGGAAAUGAAAAGAAAGGAACGAAGUAAAACUCUACAAACAGCAGAGAAAUCAUAUCCUAAGAGGCCAUCAUCUGCUCGUGUAGCUAAAGAAGCAAUGAGGCUUUCCCAUGUUCCAGAGAAAAAGAGUGUUAAUCCUGAUGAUGAAAAGAAAUUGGCCAUGAGACGUGCGAUAGCCAGUAGAAUUAAAUCUAAAGUAAUUGGGGAGAAGUGA
Messenger RNA from Lottia gigantea (owl limpet), 318 nucleotides. RefSeq lists its product as hypothetical. Lineage: Eukaryota; Metazoa; Mollusca; Gastropoda; Lottiidae. Bases 1 to 318 code for a protein of 105 amino acids. Gene Ontology annotation, cellular component: ciliary base; axoneme. The record is from RefSeq and is a predicted model, not a curated record. The transcript is spliced from 2 exons.